This is a messenger RNA of Kwoniella shivajii, 207 nucleotides long. RefSeq lists its product as uncharacterized. Lineage: Eukaryota; Fungi; Basidiomycota; Tremellomycetes; Tremellales; Cryptococcaceae. The record is from RefSeq and is a predicted model, not a curated record. The transcript has 5 exons. The coding region runs from base 1 to 207 and encodes 68 amino acids.
AUGGAGAGCAUCCUCAACAGACCCAACAGAAUCCGUGAAAAGCAGAUUGCUUACCAGGCUGAGUCCGGUAAGGCUCCUGUCUACCUUCGAGGCAACGGUAAAAUCUGGUUCCGAGCCUACAUGGCCCUUUUCACUGUUUCUUUCGUUGGAGCCAACUUCCAAUUGAUCCAAUAUAUCCGAGGAAAGGCAAAGAAAGUUGGGGAGUAA